AUGUUCCCGUUCCUGGUGUUCAGCACACUGUGCGACAAUCUGCAAUCGGAUCAGGGUUCAGCCUUUCUGAUGAUUUCCAAUCGAUCCAAGUACGUCGCCAACUUCGUUGAAGAUCCUUUGACAGGAACGUCGCCAACAGCUUUCACACCCUCUUCACUGAGGUACAUUAUGUCCGACGAAGAGGAAGUCUACUCUGAAGAAGAGGAGGUAGAGGAGGUGGAGGAAGAAGAGGAAGAGGAGGAACAGGAUGAAGAAGAAGUUGAAGAGGAGGUGGAAGAACAUGAAGAACCUGUCGUAGAGAAACAUGAAAGACGGCACAGUGAGAUCGUCGACCAUGAGGAUGAAGAAGGGCUCACGGAAGCUGAAAAGGCUAUGUUGGCAGCAAAGAGACGUCAUGAAGAAGAAGACAAGGCUAAGUUGGAGAACUAUGAAGAACGAAGAAAGAAGGAACGCGAAGCUGAAGAAGAGGAACUUCGAAUGUUGAAGGAAAAACAAGAACGCAGAAAACUAGAGAGAGAACAAGAAGAAAAAGAGAUGGCCGAGAGAAAACGGCUCGAUGAAGAACGUAGAAGAAAGGAGGAGGAGGACAGACGCGCUCGUCAGGAUGAGGAGAAGAAGAGGAAAGAAGAGGAGAAAAACAAGCGACAGCAGAUGAACUUCGGAGGUGGACAGGGUGGAAGAAACUUCGUUAUUCCUGAGAAGACAUCGGAGAAGAAUGACAAGUUUGGAAAUAUCGUGCAGGCGAAACAAGAAAUGGGUAUGACGAAGGAUCAGCAAGAAGAAGCGAAGAAGGUAUUUUUGAAUGGAAUCCGCCACAAUAUCCCCGAAGCGUCGAGCAUCUCAGCGGACGAGCUUAAAGCGAAAAUCAAGGAAUUGCAUCAUCGCAUUUGUAAGCUCGAAGCGGACAAGUAUGACCUGGAGAAACGACACGAGAGACAGGAAUACGACUUAAAAGAAUUGAAUGAACGUUCAAGACAAGUGGCACGAAACGCUAGCGGCAAAGUGACCGACUCUGGCGAUACUAACUCCCGCCAUCCGCCCAAGGUACAAAUUUUGUCCAAAUAUGACCGACAAAUUGAUCGACGAAACUUCAAGGAGAGGCGAUCCAUGUACGAAAACAAAAACGCCUUCCCCUGUUUCCCAGGAAUGCCUCCCCCACCCACCCUCUUUGAAAAAGUCAUCAAGAAAUAUGACUACGAAUUGGCCGAGGAAGAAGAAGCUGAAGAAAUUGAGGAUUACGAAUGA
Messenger RNA from Necator americanus (New World hookworm), 1245 nucleotides. RefSeq lists its product as uncharacterized. The record is from RefSeq and is a predicted model, not a curated record. The transcript is spliced from 13 exons. Bases 1 to 1245 code for a protein of 414 amino acids. Gene Ontology annotation, molecular function: tropomyosin binding. Gene Ontology annotation, biological process: regulation of muscle contraction; sarcomere organization; muscle contraction. Gene Ontology annotation, cellular component: troponin complex. NCBI's taxonomy places the organism in Eukaryota, Metazoa, Nematoda, Chromadorea, Rhabditida, Ancylostomatidae.